AAGUAAAAAUCAGACAUUCACCGGCACAACUUUGUAUUGUUUUAUAAUUUUGAGCGAAAUUAAAUAAAUAAAAAGUGCAUAAACAUGGGAAUUUGUCGGUUCUUCCAGCAGGGCUCCUGCCGCUUUGGCACCAAGUGCACCAACGAACACUUUGACGUAAAAGUGGUGCUGAAGAAUGACAUGGAGGCCAGCAUCAAUGGGAAGAUGUGGCCCUUCUCGGUAUACGGGCCAUUCAAGGACAAGGGUAACAUUCCCAACUUCAUUGAGGAUCAGUCCUUCGAGGAGGUCCGCCUGCUCUGCUACGAGGCGAAGCGCCUGAACAGCUUCGAUCAGUUCCAUCAGCAGUUCAAUCGUGAGGUCAUGGAGGCCACCAACAAGAUGAAGUCAAUGGUGCAGGCCACCCCACAGGUGGUCGAUGUUAUGAUCAAGAUCUUCGAUGCACCAGAAGGUGGCACCCCCGCAGUCGCUGGUGCGCCCAAUCAAAAUCCCUUUGCCGCAACGGCUGGUAAUGCCGCUGGCUCCAUCUUUAGCAAGCCGACACUGGGUGGCGGCAACAUCUUGGGCGCUGCAAAUCAAGUUAAUAAUACUCAAAGUCUCUUUGGUGGCUCCAUGGCUGCUGGCAACACGGGUAACAGCAUAUUUGGUGGUGGCAAUGUUGCUGGUGGAGGAAGUGUUUUUGGACAGCAACAACCACAGCAGCAGCAGCAGGGUGUUGCAUCGCAGCCCUUUCAGGGGGGUAACAUAUUCGCUCAGGCACAGGCACAGCCACAGGCAGCGAAUCAAAUGCCUUUUGGUGGCUUUCAACAGCAACCACAACAGCAGCAGCUGCAGCCAGGAGCAGGAGGCGGUGUCUUUGGUCAAGCUGCAGUCAAUCCCAGUGGCGGUAUCUUUGGACAGGUAGCCCAACAGCCACCAAGUGGAUUGUUUGCUCAAGCAGCACAAACCGUAGGCUUCCCGCAGCAGCAGCCACAACAGAUGAUGCAGCAGCAGCAGGCCCAGCAGCAACAGAUGAUGCAGCAAGCAAAUCCCCAACAGCAGCAGCUCCUGCAGCAGCAGCAACAAAUGAUGCAGCAACAACAGCAACAGCAACAAAUGAUGCAGCAACAACAGCAGCAGCAGCAACAACAACAGCCUCAGCAACCACAGCAACCAGGCGGCAGCUCCGUUUACAGCACGAUGGAAUCCUUGACACCCGAAGAAAUAGAAGCAUUCAAAGCGGAACAAUUUCUGCCCGGUCAUGUGCCCUUUAAUCCACCACCACGUGAAUUGUGUUAGAGGAAUUCUUUAUACGAUAUAAGCGCAUCCCUUGUGCUCUGCCUGCCACAUGAAAUAUUAAAUA
Messenger RNA from Drosophila guanche, 1339 nucleotides. RefSeq names its product ras-interacting protein RIP3. Bases 85 to 1275 code for a protein of 396 amino acids. The record is from RefSeq and is a predicted model, not a curated record. The transcript is spliced from 2 exons. Gene Ontology annotation, molecular function: metal ion binding. NCBI's taxonomy places the organism in Eukaryota, Metazoa, Arthropoda, Insecta, Diptera, Drosophilidae.